AUGGCACGAAAUGUUAUUCAUGAUUUAAGACAAGGCUGUUCAAAAUUCUUUUGCACACGUCUCUAUUUGGCUCAAGAUGGCGUCAUGGCUAUUACAUCGAUUCUUUUACAUCAUCCAAAGUUUGAAGCGUACAUUUACACGGGUGUGUGCUAUCGUGGUAUGCGCGUGAAAGCAUCAGAACUCGCUCCCU
Messenger RNA from Didymodactylos carnosus, 190 nucleotides. The record is from the annotation of a GenBank genome assembly. Lineage: Eukaryota; Metazoa; Rotifera; Eurotatoria; Philodinida; Philodinidae.